This is a messenger RNA of Phaedon cochleariae (mustard beetle), 864 nucleotides long. Lineage: Eukaryota; Metazoa; Arthropoda; Insecta; Coleoptera; Chrysomelidae. The record is from the annotation of a GenBank genome assembly.
AUGGCUGAGGUGUCCGCUGUCGGUGCUCGGGUAAAUUCGCCUCCUCAGAAGAAAUGCACGACUCAACUGCGUGCUAGGCUAUUCAGUCAGUCUGAUCGUUACGGCCGCCGCGACAGACAGUGUGGCAGAAUGAAAAUAUCCUCCAACGUGGAGGACUCGAAGUUGAUUGAACUCGUUCGACAACAUCCCUGCUUGUAUGAUCCGAAGAAUCCGCAAUAUAAAAAUUUGAAUAUUAGAGACAAUGUGUGGGAAAACAUAUCCGAAGCGAUGGGGCAACCAGUUGAAGACUGCAGAAGUCGUUGGAGAAAUGUUCGAGAUACAUUUAUGAGGCGUAAACGGAACAACAAAAUUGUUACCGGAUCAGGUCGGUCGAAGAAGCGUCGAAAAUGGCACCUAGAUGGAUCUCUAGAAUUUCUUGAUAAGGUUGAUAACGAGAAAGCGACGUUAACGAAUGUAAAAGAUGACACAGGCGAUUCAGAUAGUGAUGAAGAAAAAUUCUCACCGACUGAAGACAUAGAAAUAGAAGAUACGAAGUUGUUUGAUACAGAGCAGCAAUCUCAGAAAGAAGAACCAUGCAUGAAAAACACCAAACCAACAGAUACAAUUUGUGAUUCCUCAAGAAAGCAUUCACAAGAAAGAAAAUCGCUGUCGAAGACAUUCGAAAGGAAAUCAGACGAUCCACACCCAAUAGAUGUGUUUUUUCAAAGCAUGGCAGCGUCUGUUAAAAGUUUGUCCGAAGAAAGGCAAAUUCUCGUUAAAAUGGAAAUUUGUCAGAUUGUUGGUAAAUUCGAAUUGGAAGAAAUCAGUUCCCAAUCUUUGAAAUAAUCUGCGUCAACUCAUUAUUGAAAUCAGGAUUUAUUGUCA